Molecule: messenger RNA, 5258 nt
Organism: Schistosoma rodhaini
Lineage: Eukaryota; Metazoa; Platyhelminthes; Trematoda; Strigeidida; Schistosomatidae
Source: the annotation of a GenBank genome assembly
CAACACAGCUGUUCAGUUAAUCGACAAUUUUUUAGGCAAACUCAACAGAAAGAAAUAAUUCCUCAGUCAAGUACAACUUUUGGAAGUUUAUUUAAAUUCGGGAAGAUGCAAGUUGAAUUUCAUUUCAUCAUUGGCAUCGUGCCUUGGGUAUUGAAAGUGGCGCGCUUUCCAAGUUAACGUUCUCGUGGUGCGGAGCCCUACUAACCACAUGCUUGAUUGAAUAAAAAACCCGUUUGGUAAAACUUACUAAGACUGUCUACCUAGCAAAUCAAGACAACACUUGUCUGUCUUUCCCAUACUAUUUCUGCCUAACAAACAACCACCUUUAUGGUACUCGAGUGGCAUCGAGUUCCUGUGGUUUUUAUUUGGAUUUGAGAUUCGAAUCGUGCCUUUUGUCAGUGUAUGUGAAUAAGUAAAUGGAUUUCAAUAUUGCGGAACUGUGCAACGUUUUCAACGCUCAACAAGGUAAAGACAACAACUAUCAAAAACAUGUAUUGAAGUUAAUACAGUUCCUCAGUUCAGAGGAUGGUUGGCCAAUAUGCACUUCUGUUUUGUUAAAUUCUAAUUCGACCCUCCCAAAUGUAGAUGCACUCCCUGGGGAUCAGAAAUCUGCCCUUUUUUUCCUAUGUUGUAGAGCACUUGAGGAGAAUUUAAAGUCAGAUUUACCCGUUCAACCAGAUGAGGCACAAAAAUUUGCUACGUUUGCCUGUCAGUGGUUGAGAUAUUUCAUUAAUCCUGUUGAUGGGAUCAGAAAACCUAAAUAUUUUGAAGCGAAAGCUGGUCAGUUAAUUACAUUAGCUAUUAUACGAUAUUAUCCAAAUCAUUGGUCUUCUCUGUUUGACGAUCUUUUGGGAUUACUUGUUGAAGCAACAGAUGGACAAGUCAAUGAAAGAAAUAAGUCUGAUAUAGUGGCUGUCGAUCUAUUCCUUGAUAUUCUCAUUGAUUUAGACAGCUAUAUCAUAUCAAGAAAUGUACAGUUAACCACCGAUGAACUUAGACGAAGUAAUGAACUCAAAGAUGCAAUGCGUGAAUCAUGUAUUGGCUCACUGAUUCAUACAUGCUAUCAAUUGAUACAUCGAUUUCUUAAUUUAUGUCAAUCGAAUGCAUGUCUGAUUCGAAAAAUUCUACAUACCAUUGGUUUAUAUGCAUCAUGGGUUGAUUUGACACUUGUAGCCAAUACAGAAUGGAUUACAUUAUUAAGCCGACUAUUGCAGUUAUCAAGGGAUAAUAAUAAUGAUAAUAAUUCAGCAAAUGCAAUCAUUCGUUGCGGGAUUUAUUUAUAUUUGAUAGGUUUUGUAAAUAAAGGUAUGCAAGUAAUUGACAAAUUAAGAUUGUUAACUGGUAUUUGGGAACAGUUAGGAUCUAUGUUAAUUAAUGAUCCAAAUAUAUCAAAUUUCAUGAUGAAUUCAGCUAACGACACUUGUGACAACCUAAAUGAAGAUCAAUUAGAAUCCUUAUCUACAUUUGCUACUUUGAUCGAUGCAAUGGGAAAUCAAUUAUUGUCUGUGUACAGGAACUUGUAUGAAACAACUUGGCUAAAUAAUAGUUCAAAUCAAGCUAAUAAUCAGUUUCGAUCUGAAUCAGAUAAUAAUUCAUUCCUACCCAUUGCUUUGGAAGCCUUGGAAGAUCGAUUAAAUAUUGCUGUGCGUUUAUUUGAACAUAAAGAGCAACAAAUUAGCCAAGUGGUUACACCAUUUCUUCGUUCUUAUCUGGGUCUAUUGAAAAGCGUUGUAAAUCAUCCGUCAGAAAAUCUUUUAUCACCAGGAGGUGGACGUCGUUCACGUAAUCGUAAUAGUUCAACUUCAUUAGAUUCUACAAAUCCUUUAUGGUUGAACAACACUACAUCACCUGGUCAUCUGGAAAUAAAUGAAACCAGAUCGUUUUUUGUUAAACGUCUUCUAUUCGCAUGUAUAGAUAAGAUGAAAUGUCUUCCGAUUCGUGAUAAUCAAGAUGAUGAUGAGAGUGAAUAUGAAGAAUACCGACAUGAACUACGCACACUAAUUGGAAAUAUCACACAAUUAGAUCAAAGAUUUGUAUUGGAUACCAUACAUCAACUGGUUAGACAUUCUCAUCAUUUACUCAACUCAAGUGGUAUGGAAAAAUCUUCAUUUCCUCUGGAACACUUGCAACAAAUUGAUGUAACUUUGAAUUUAUUCUAUUUGUUUGGAGAAAUUUGCAAAGCCAGUAAAAACGAUCAUUUUUGUCAAAGUUUUCCUCAUCAUGAAACUAUGGUAUCCAUAAUGUCUAUUCUAUGCAGUGAUUCUUUCUCUCGUUUACCACAUGAAGCUCUUCAGUUGCAGUAUUUUGAAAUAAUGGUUCGGUAUGAACGUUAUUUUUCACUAGUACCUGAACACCUUUUGAAUGUGAUGCUCGCAUUUGUUGAUGAUCGAGGUUUGCAUAGUCCAUGGCAUAGUGUUAAAAUUCGCUGCGCUUAUUUAAUUAAUCGCAUGAUAAAGUCACACAAAAAAACUCUUCUUCCACAUACCGAAGAAUAUCUUUCACGUUUCUCCGACUUAUUAGAAUUAUCAUUAGAACCAGAUUCUAGUGUUUUAAAUGGUGAACUAAAUGGAAAUGGUGGUUUCGUCAAUGGAAAUACAUUGAAUUUUGUAAAGUCUGUUAAAACAGGCUUGGGUAUUACUGAACAAGGUUUCCUUUAUGAAGCAGCUGCGCAACUUAUCGCUGCAGGUGGUAUCCAACUGCCUAAUUCAACGAAUAGUAAUAACAACGGUGAAGAUCGCGUCGGAGAAUUAUUUCGUGUUCUACUCACUCCUGUUAUGAUUCAGUAUAAUCAAUUUGUGACAAAGUAUGUUACUGAACAAGAUCCGAAAGUAGCUGAUGUCCGUGGAAUUUUAGUGAAACAAGUUACUGAUCUUAUUACAAAAACUACUCGGGUAUUUUCUCAACCAAAGUCUGUUAUGACCUCUGGAUGUGAAGCUGUUUUAAUUGAUGCAAUGCGUCUCAUAAUUUCAGAAUUAUCGCGUUUCCCUACAGAGGCUGCUAGUCCCGGUCGACAAGCUGCAUGCGCCGGUGUUCGUGCAUUCUUGCAUCGAAUGGUUGCUUGUAUUGUGCCAACCAAUGAAUCGAACUCCACUGGAUGCGGAAGUACUUUGACAUCGGAUAUUUUAUUGGUUGCGCUUGUAGACGCUGUUCCUAAAUUGGUAAGACCGUUGCAGUCUACAGUCGCUUGUUAUACUACUUCCAACCAAGUGUUAGAUACAGUUGACGCUGAACAACGUUGGAAAGAAAUCAGAGAUAUAAUCCCUCUUGUUACACAAGUAGUACUCAGAUAUAAGGUAUAAACUAGUCAAAAUUGUUUUUCAAACAUUUUCCCACUUCUCUUUCGAUUAACAUUCUAUAAAUGUUUUUGUUUUUUAAUUAUUUUGUUUCAUUCUUAACCACUUUUUCAAUUGAUUAAAUAUCAUGUUUCAUAAUGAUCUGUGUCGUGAUUCUACUAGGUAAAUGACCGGUAAAACUAACUAGAAGUCAAAUGAAUUGUAAACAUUAAUUCUAAAAUCUAAGUUAUUUCCGCUGUUUUACAACUAUUAUUUUAGAAAAACUAGUAUAUUUUAUUGAUCUAAACACACCAUAAUAUGUUAUCAUAGAUGACUUUGUAAACUUAAAGUUGACUGAAUUUGCACGAUUAUCAAUGAUUUUGUUGUAUCAUUAUUUUUAACUGCUGAUUGCAAGUGAUUUUUGUUUCUACAUUGUUGAUGUUAAAGCCUACAGUUGGUCAAUCUGUUUUGGCAUAUGUCAAUUCUAAGUGGAUUGCCUUGAUAUUGCUAUUUAGUUACAGGUACUAAUUUACGCUAAAUCUACGUUUAUAAAGUGAUAAGUGAUAAGUUCGAAUCUCAGUAUGAUCACAAACAUUGGGUUUUAGGUAUAUCCAUAUGAUGAGUUCUAAAUGGGGCGAAUUAUAAAUCGUAGACUUCACUGCUGACUACAAUCCACCUUGCUUCAUCAUUACAUGAACAAUGGUGUUCAGCUUUUCUGCAUGUUUUUUUCUCUGAAUAGUUCUGAAUAUUGUAGACAUUGCUUCGAUUAUGGUACAUUGAGAACAUUUUGUUUUGAUAUAUUCUAAUGUGUUCUAACUUGAUUCACACUUUGGUUCAAUUCAAUUCACAUUUUUAACAGUCGAUUUUUUUUCACUUUUGAAGGAAAAUUUCAGUAUGUUGUGAACACAUUUUAAUUACUGUCAUGAUACAUAGAAUCCUGGUCGAUAGAUGUAUAUUGAUAUAAUGUUAGUAAAUUAGUCACUAGACUAGAUUUUUGACACAAGCCUUCAAAUGGACUGAUUAACAGAAUAGAUAUUCCUCUUACCACUAUAGAAUGACAGAUUUUGUACAUAAAAAUAUUCACCGCAAAAAUAAACACAGUUUAAGGCAUAGAUAAUUGAAAAAUACAAGUUUUGUAAGUAACCCUAAUAGAACUUGGAUUUGACUCCGCCUGUAACCCCUCCGGGGGCUACUGCCUGUCCCAAGCUUGACUAAAGUAGGAGCGUUGAGCAUGCGGUUAGCGACCCCAUCCCAUAGAAAACUAAGUCGAUAAAAAACACUAACCAGAAAGUACUAUUCAAACCAUUUAAACCCUGUCCUGGGAGUCAGAAGGCCUUCAUUUAGAAGAGUUAUGACGCUUCAUGAUGAAAGCCGGGUUCCUUCGGAAGUCACGAGGACGAUGCCCCUUCUGACAACCAGAGCAACUGUUUAUUUAGGUACAUGGAAUGUUCACACAUUGUAGGAGACCUGGAAAGUUUAUCCAAAUUGCUGCAGAAGUGAGGAGUUACAACUUGGAGGUGCUUGAAAUUAGUGAUACACAUUAGAUACAGGUUGAACAACAAAGACUAGCUUCAGGGGAACUUCUGUUAUACUCCGAUCAUGAAGAAGAAAAUGACCCACAUGCACAAGGAGUUGCAUUGAUGCUGUCCAAACAAGCACAAAACAAACUUAUAGAAUAGGGAUCCCAUAGACCAAACAUCGUCAAAGCCUACUUCAAAACAAAGAAAGGGCAUUACAAUGAACGUCAUUUAAUGCUAUGCGCCUACCAACGACUACAUCGAAGACGUUAAAGAUCAAUUCUAUGAUAGGCCGCAGUCAAUCUGUUAUAAUUUGUAACUUGGAUGCCCUAUUAAUGUAUAACGUGAUAAUACGGGCAAUUAAAGACCGGUGAAUUAUCGAUCGAAUCAAUGACGUACAAAACCUGUGCUAGCAGUCUAGAGUACUUAUCGGUCCUGCUUUCUACCUAGCCCAGCCAGUUAAGUCCAG